Eleginops maclovinus (Patagonian blennie) is the source of this 2281-nucleotide messenger RNA. RefSeq names its product epithelial membrane protein 2 (gene emp2). Lineage: Eukaryota; Metazoa; Chordata; Actinopteri; Perciformes; Eleginopidae. Gene Ontology annotation, cellular component: plasma membrane. The record is from RefSeq and is a predicted model, not a curated record. The transcript is spliced from 5 exons. The coding region runs from base 408 to 905 and encodes 165 amino acids.
GCCCUCCCUCGCGCGCUCACGACAGCGGGUCCAGAGAACGUGCGUUUCUAACUUUUUUUGGAACUACCAGCGAGAUUACCAGCUGCCGUUUUGUCGCGUUUGGAAGCUGUUUUCCUGCAAAAAACACAUCCAGUUUAAUAUCCCUUUUCACAUAGACGCACCUGGAGUGUUCCCCCCUUCCCCUGUUCAAACUCGAUUCCUUUCAUGUGACGGACCCUGAUCCUAUCCCGACUUUCAACCUGCAAACCAACGUGUGUGACAACCAGCGUAAACACACACACACAAACCAUCCAACAGGACUGACAUCCACCAGAAACUGGAACGUACAAUCAUCCAGUGAGAGACACAGACGGCUACUGAAGCAGCCUGUUAGAUAUUCAGGUGACCCGCAGGACAGAAGGGCAGCCAUGUUGAUCAUCUUAGCCUUCAUCAUCCUCUUCCAUGUGGCUGCAGCCAUCCUGCUCUUUGUUGCUACCAUUCACAAUGCAUGGUGGGUGGUGUCGCAGGCUGGCCUUGAUGUAGUCUACGCCGACCUGUGGUACUCCUGUAACUCCACCUGCUAUCCUGUGGAGAACAGCCAUACUGCUGAUGCAGCGUACCUGCAGACCAUCCAGGCUACUAUGAUCCUUGCCACCAUUUUAUGUUGCGUCAGCUUCUUCGUCUUCAUCCUUCAGCUCUUCAAGCUCCAACAGGGAGACAGAUUCAUUUUCACCGCUAUCAUCCAGCUAUUGGCCGCUCUAUGUGUGAUGAUCGCAGCGUCCGUCUACACGGCUCAGAAGAACAGUUUCCAUGUGGCCAGUCUCCGGGAAGGCUCCUACGGCUCCUCCUACAUCCUAGCCUGGAUCAGCUUCCCGAUGACUCUAGUCAGCGGCCUCAUGUACCUGGUGCUCAGGAAGCGCAAAUAGAUGUGUGGCACACGCCCGCAGAUAUCCAACAAUAUAAACAGGAACACUUGGACACAUGCAUAAAGUCAUACACUUUGACUCAACUAACCAGCAUGCUAACAAUCUGUCUCUUUCCCUUAGGUUUUUAUAACAGUGGAGAAAAGGAAACACACCCCCAAUAACUUAUAGUCUCAGGUUCAGGACCAGAGUUUCCAACAAUAAAGCAACACAUCUUUGUCUACUUUACACACCUAAAGCCCCAAAUUGUUGUACACCCUUCUUCUUCUUGAUGGUACAUUGUUCUCACUGAAAUCACCAAAACGGCAAAGGCUCUCCAGACACCCAGUUAGCACAAUUGACUUUUCUUUACACUUUUUUUUUCCAUAAAAGUGCCCUAAACACACUUUAAACAGUUGACUGAACGAAACUACAGUGAGUUUGACCGUAUUAUUUUGCAUUACAUCUAAUAAAACAUGUUUUUGCAAACAUAUGACAAAAAAUGCCCUUUUGCAAACUGUUCUGGAUAGAUUCAGAUGAGCAAAUGCACCACACUUUCUCCACGUAGUUACUGCUUUGGAUAGGAAACGCCCCUAGCUGCAUUUAGUGAGAACAUGCUAUCACCAUCCUUUGACCACUUUUCCCCCUUAGCUUCAACACAGGACGUUGUUCCAACAUACUGUCCUCUUUUCUCAUUGUGUCCUUUUGACCGUUCAUAGGAAUCUGUAUAAAAUUCCUAAUCACGAAGGAUAAAAGUCAAAGACAAGUAGGGAGAUUUGUCUUAUUGGGACACAGCCUCUGGACUUUAUGAAGGGUCCAUAUUUUUUUUGUUGUGAAUCUAUAGUCAAUUGAAUUGAAUUUGUACAUAUUUGCUGUGUAUGUAUAGUUUAAGUCAUUGCCAAAAGCUUAUUUCUAAGACUAAAAUAUCUAUAUGAAAACAUAUUUUAAAAAAAAAUCUUAUGUUAACCAUAGCAUGCAGGACUUGUAGUGAGGCACUAGUUGAAGUAUAAUAUGUAGGAUUUUAAUUUGUUAUUCGUAUUCUUCUUUUACUGAUUUGUGUUUUGAUGAUGAAAAAGGAACCAAUGAUGUGCUGUGAUAUCCGGGAUUUCAAUUGUCAACAGAGGAACGUGCAAACUUGAAAUAAGAAUGAACUGUUCUUUGUUACGCUUUUUGUUUGUUCACAGCUUCACUGAGAAAAAUCCAUCGCUAUUUAUUGUUUAAAACCACUGUUGUGUAUUGAGCAUCAUGUGACAAAGGAUGUAUGAAGUAAUUAAGUCUUGCCAUAUUCGUUUCCCUCUUUGGCCGGGCUAUACUGUUUGUUUGAUCCAUUACUGAAACAUCUCUAACACUCCUAUUUGUGCUCCGGCAUUUAACAACAAUAAAUGUGUUACUGUACUGUA